Vicia villosa (hairy vetch) is the source of this 1206-nucleotide messenger RNA. RefSeq lists its product as uncharacterized. The transcript has 9 exons. Lineage: Eukaryota; Viridiplantae; Streptophyta; Magnoliopsida; Fabales; Fabaceae. The coding region runs from base 1 to 1206 and encodes 401 amino acids. The record is from RefSeq and is a predicted model, not a curated record.
AUGAUUGUGUUUGAUAAAUAUGGGAAUCAUAUCCAUGUGGUUGUUCCUUCAUUGUAUAGCAAGACUUUUGACUCUCAGUUGGCUCUAAACGACACUGUUACUAUAUCAAACUUCCAAGUGCUACCCAACGAUGUUGUCUUUAAGCCUACUCAACACAAGUAUUUGUUGAAAUUUUCUGGAGGAACUACGGUUGGCGAUAGAAACAAACAUUCAAUCCCUGACAAAGUUGUUCAAGUGACUUUGUUCUGUGAUAUAAUUUCAGGAAAAUGGAAGAAGGAUGUAUUGAUAGGUAACUAUUACGGACAAAAAUAUCCAUUGUCUGUUUCAAACACAUACAAUGUUACUAAAUUGUAUAUCAAUGAUGAUUUGAAAACAAUCAAAGACUUCAUGAAUAGCAUCCCAAAGGACUAUUUGGCUAUUAGGACCACACAACUUGGUUCCCAAUCUCAAGUGUGGUCACAAAACUCUGGAAGCUCCUACCUAACCCCUUACCAAAAAUUCAUGGCUAAAACUUUUGUCCUUCCUUUGAAGGGAAUUAAGGAACUAAAUAUUGAUACUUUUUGUAUUACUAUUGCCAAAAUUAACAAGCUGAUAGCAUCCAAGUACGGAUGGUACUAUCAAGCAUGCCAUCAGUGUCCUAAAGUUUCCCGGGGAGACAAACCUCCUUUCAAAUGUGAUGCUGAACAUUUAAGUGAGUAUAAAACCUAUGUUGAAGUUGUUCAUGGUGGGGCUAAGUGUAAAUUUGUCUUGUGGGAUCGAGAGAGCGAACAAUCGUUAGAAGUUUCUGCUGCUCAGAUGCGCGACUCAAUGAUUGAGGGAGACAUAACUGAUCCUCUUGAAUAUCCAUUGGCAGUGGACAAAUUGCUGGGAAAAGAAGUAGCUUAUAAACUAAAAUGGCAGCCUAUGUGGUAUAGUUGUUUAGUCAUUUCCAUUUUUGAGGACAUAGAUGUCAUCAAACAACUUAAGGAAACAUGUGGAGAGGAUGGCAUACAAAUAAAAGAAAGUGUUGACAAGGCUCAUGUCACUGAUGAUUCCGAAGUUAUAACUGAAACUGAAAUUACUUCGAAACUCAACUCAGAUCCAAUUACGCCAACAACAAAGAGAUCGAAUCCUGAUUGGUCAAGUGAAUCAACCACCACUUUCAACUUGGCUGAUGGAGAACUGCCCUCUAACAAGCUUAACAAGUUGAUCAAGAUUGAGAAAUAA